This is a messenger RNA of Nerophis ophidion (straightnose pipefish), 3289 nucleotides long. RefSeq names its product proline rich 33 (gene prr33). NCBI's taxonomy places the organism in Eukaryota, Metazoa, Chordata, Actinopteri, Syngnathiformes, Syngnathidae. The record is from RefSeq and is a predicted model, not a curated record. Bases 175 to 2991 code for a protein of 938 amino acids. The transcript is spliced from 3 exons.
CCGGUCCUUCCAUUCGGAGGAAGGGGGGGCCCAGUAGGGGGAGCGAGCCAUGAAGCAGCCGCUGUGACACUCCGGGCUGGGACAAGCAGGCAGCAGCCGGCCGGCAGCACCCGCACAGGGGAACCCGCCUGCUGCACUGGAGCGAGGAGUCUCGACCCGGAGGCUGAGGCGCUCAUGGCGGUGGCAUUCGGAGCCGUCAUUCCACCUGGAUUUCUUUCCCAGUCGUACCCGCCCCCCCUGCUGCCCAAACCUGGCAAAGACAAUGUCCGCCUGCAGAAGCUCGUGAAAAGGAGUGCCAAAAAGAAGGUUUCCCCCCAGGCGUUGCAGUCCAUUGCGCUGUUCCGCUCCAACCUCUCGCCCGUUGACGAGGCCGACCUCGAGCACAGUGACCACUCCACCCCGCCAAAGACUCCGGAGUACGGCUUCCGCGGGGUCCAACAGGCCACCCGCUUCACCAGCAGGGCGCUUUAUCAGCAUGUAGCGUCUCCGUACCCGCAGCGUGCGGCAUACGGUCGAGCAGGCAGGUUCUCUCCUCAGCCACUCGCCUUCCCGUCAUACCAUCAACAUGGCACCGCACCGUCCUUGUACUCCAGAGAGUCGCAAGCGCCGGUGCUGUCAUCUAAGCCAGAAGCCCCCAUAGUCUCUCAGCCAAUGUCUUCUAUGCCACAGCCUAGGGCACCUCCCCCUGAGAUAAAAACACCAGCUUUUAGUGUAUUCAGUGAAGAUCAUGCAAGUCUUAGACCCAACGUGGCCCCACCUGUCAAACCAAAGCCCAUGAGCCCAAAUCCGACUUUCCACCCAGCACCGGCUCAAGCACUGAUUCGACCUCUCACUGUGUUGACUCCAUUCGUCAAGCCAAAAAGUCCUCGUCCAACAUUCAAAGCCACUGAACCCUCAAGAUCGCCCAAACCGAUGUUUGACGUCCCCCAAAUUCGCUUGUAUACGGCGAGCACAUCCUACUAUGACACGUCCAGAACCCCUCCAGUCUACGACACUGCUGCCCUGACUGCGAUUGGCAGCACCAUUACUGAAAGUCAACAAGAGCCAACAUAUGAGGCCAGGAGAAGGACCCAGGAGACCCAACAAACUUCUGUUUCAAUCUCAGAACCACGAGGAAAAACUCCAACUUCAGAGCUGAGACAAGAAACAGGUAAAGUGCAGACAAAGGCAGUGACCCAACAAACUUCCAUUUCCGUCUCUGAACCACGAGGAAAAACUCCAACUUCAGAGCUGAAAAGAGAAACAGCUAAAGUGCAGACAAACGCUGUUGUAGCUCCAUCUAUUGAGAUCAGGACAGCCACACCAACAUCCGAAAUGAGGGUCAAAACACCAACUCACGAAUUGCAGUCGUCAAGGAUCCUUGCGGGGCGCCCGAGAACCCCGGUUAGCAGGGCUGCAACCCCUGCCUUUGAGGUCUCCAGAACUAAUCCUCUCCUGUUUGCAGUGUCACCAGUUGUCAUGGAGCCAGAGAGAACAUCAAUUACUAAAAGUUCACCUGCUGUCCAGAGGAUGCCAGAGACAAUCCUUAACGGGGACGUUCAGAAAGAAUCUUCAGCUAAAAGGCCUCAACAGAUGAUUACAAAAUCAAAAUCUGAACCAGACCUGACAAGAUGGGCCGCUCAGGUUGACCCUCAAAGACCAAAGACCCCAACAGCUGAGCUAAAACCCGCUGUGACAUCUUUUGGCUAUCAGAGGCCUAAAACUCCAACCUAUGAAGGCAACCGGCUUCUCUGCUCGUCCCCUGCUUUCAAAAGACCAAGAACUCCUACAUACGGAACAUACACUCCUGGAGGUUCAGCUGCAGCCUUCCAGAGGUCUAAAACACCAACUCCAGUGGCUCCCAAAACAAAGUCUAGCUAUCGUGGGCUGACACCUGCUGAAUACGCUGCUUACGGGGGAAUCAAAACGUACAGUCCAGCAUUUGGUAUCACCGUUUCUCAAGCAGAAACGCGGGAGGAGCUUACAGAAAGCAGAAAAAGUAAAACCACACGUGACUUGCGAGUGGAAGAAGAGACCGCCAAGGCUGACAUUAAGGUGAGAGAAAAUAAUGCUUCUGCCAUCCCAACAAUGCCCGUCAUUGUUGUUUCCCAAACACCUUCAGUUGAAACAUCCAAGCAGGAGGAACCAAUUGUUCCAGAGAAACAAGAACCGAUGGAGUUUCAGGAGACGCCAAAGGCCAAACCUCUGCUCUCUGAGCAGAUAGCUCCUAUCCAGCAGAAUGAGGUCAUGUCAAAACCAUAUCCUCCUGACAAGGAUCCUCUUGAGGCCGUCAGGAAACUUCUGGGAAAAGACAAACUUCUGGCCUCCAAGCCUCAAGAACAGGCAAAAGGUGAAGUGACAGUGAAAUCUGGAGACACCACCAAAGCUGAGGUGGUCAAGGUGAGUGUUGCAACCCCUGUUGCGGCCACAAAAAAUAAACAUCAGGACAAGGAAAAGGCAUCAUCUGUAGAAAUUAAUGUUGAGAAGAAGAGUGAUGAAGCACUUAAAAGCUUCAAGAAGCCAGUGGCACUGAAAUCCAAAAUGAGCGGUUGGUCCAGACUUAAGAAGCACAUGGUGGUGGAGCAGGAAGAGCCUUCAUUUCCACAACCUGGGUCUCAGAAGGAGACCACUGGCCAGGACCAGAACCAAGAGGGCAGCGCUGCCGGCCCUGGCCAAGGGAGCACUCCCAAAGCCACCAAGUUGUGGGACGCCGUCCUCUUCCAGAUGUUCUCCAGCAAGGAGAACAUCAUGCAUCAGAUCGAGCUGAACAAGCGGGACGUACAGAAGACGGAGGAGAAGACAGACGAGGCUAAGGAAAUCCCCUCAUUUGCGUACAAGUUGCCCAUUUUGCUCUUUAGCCCCAAAUUUGACGCCAAAAAGCUGAGGGAGGCGGCGUCCCGGCCGCUCACCAAAAUCUCCACCGUCUUUGAGAUGGGUCUGAUUGGACGCAAGGUCAAAGAUGAGGACCCAAAAGACUUUAACAGAACCGCCAAAGGCUUCAGCACCGCUUAGGGAACGACAAAAUCAAUUGUAAACGCUUGUGUGGACUGCAUUGUUACCGGAACUUGAGGCUUCUGGCGGUUUGGACAUUGGUUUGUCUUACAGAUGUCUCGCCGGAUGAAAGCCUUGGCAUUCGUGUCUUCUUCGGACGAGGUUAGCUUGUUAUCUGUUUGCACUUUGACUCUCGAUGGUGCUACCGGCUUCAUGUGCGUGUGACGACUUUGUUAGCCUGUCGCUGCUUUCCGAUGCGUGUCACUCGAUGUUGUCUCUGUGUGGACGGGAAUUAAAUGAAGCAGCUUUGCAAAGCCAA